This is a messenger RNA of Saccharomyces kudriavzevii IFO 1802, 2055 nucleotides long. RefSeq names its product Rco1p (gene RCO1). The transcript has a single exon. Bases 1 to 2055 code for a protein of 684 amino acids. NCBI's taxonomy places the organism in Eukaryota, Fungi, Ascomycota, Saccharomycetes, Saccharomycetales, Saccharomycetaceae. Gene Ontology annotation, cellular component: Rpd3S complex. Gene Ontology annotation, biological process: regulation of transcription by RNA polymerase II. The record is from RefSeq and is a predicted model, not a curated record.
AUGGACAGCAACAAAAAGGACACGAGUAAGUCGCCCUCACAUUCCAACAGCUCUUCACCUUCAUCUUCCUCUCUGUCUUCAUCUUCCUCUAAAGAGAAAAAACGUCCUAAGAGACUAUCCUCCCAGAAUGUAAAUUAUGAUCUGAAGAAGAGAAAAAUCAUUACUUCUGAUACUGCGGAAAAAACGUUUGGUAACGAGCACAAUAACUUUUCGCUUGAAGAAAAUAUUAUGGAAGAAGAACCCAAGGAACUUCUGGAAAAGGAUUCUAAGGGCAAUAUCAUCAAACUAAAUGAACCGCCAACUAUUUUGGAAGAUUCAAAGACAUCUAUCACCGGACUACCGUUGAAUAAAGGGCCCUCUGAAAAAAUCAAGCGAGAGUCUCUUUGGAAUUAUAGGAGAAAUCUAGCAGGCCAAUCAAACAAUUCGGAAAUGGCAUUAGUUCCCAAUAAAAAAAUUAUUCAAGUGCCUAAAAACUUCCAAGAUUUAAACAAAAGUGAUCUGCAAACAUUUUUGACCCAGAAUAUAACAGAAGAGAGCAAUAUAAGAUCAACCAGUGGCUGGAUGAGCGACAUAAUAGAUAUGAAUCAUGAACAGGAACACGAUGGCGACAAUGAUAAUAAGAAAUUAUCUAAUGUUAGGACCAAAAUAAUACUUUCAUCAAACGCUACUUAUGAUUCAAAGAGUAAGCUUUUUGGUCAAAACUCUAUCAAGUCAAUUGUCAAUGCAAGUGAAAAAAUUUUCAAGGACGAAAACGACUCAACCAUAAAUUUUGAAAAUGAAGAUUUUUGUUCGGCUUGCAAUCAGUCAGGUUCAUUCUUAUGCUGUGAUACUUGCCCCAAAUCCUUUCACUUUCUUUGUUUGGACCCACCGGUUGAUCCAAAUCAUUUACCUGAAGGUGAUUGGCAUUGCAACGAAUGCAAGUUCAAAAUCUUCAUAAAUAACUCGUUGACAACCCUGAAGAAAAAUGAAUCUAAUUUCAUCAAGCAAAACGACAACGUGAAGAUGUUUGCUAAAUUACUUUUUAGAAUCGAGUCAUUGAACCCAAGGCAAUUCCAGUUGCCUAAUUAUAUAAAAGAAACCUUCCCUGCUGUGAAAACGGGAUCCAGAGGUCAAUAUUCUGAUGAGAAUGAUAAAAUUCCGUUAACCGAUAGACAACUAUUUAACACUUCCUACGGUCAAAGCAUAACCAAACUAGACUCCUACAACCCAGAUAUACACAUAGAUUCGAGUUCAGGUGAAUUUUUAAUCUGUUACAAAUGCCAUCAAACAAGAUUAGGUUCUUGGUCUCAUCCCGAAAAUUCAAGAUUAAUAAUGACGUGUGAUUAUUGUCAGACUCCGUGGCACCUGGAUUGUAUACCGAGAGCCUCAUUCAAAAACUUGGGUUCAAAAUGGAAAUGUCCACUACAUUCACCCACCAAAGUUUACAAAAAAUCACAUCGCCAUCAAGAAGUCGAUAAUACAAAUUAUAAAGUUUGGAAGAAACAACGGUUAGCUAAUAAGAAAAAUCGGAUUUAUUACGAACCCUUACAAAAAAUAGGCUAUCAGAAUAGUGGCAAUAUUCAAAUCAUGCCAAACAUUAGUGAUGCUGACUACAAAUUCAAUCAAGAUUUCAGAAUUACUCAGGUAGACGAAAACUCCAUUAAGUACGAUUUUUUUGAUAAAAUUUAUAAAUCGAAAAUGGUCCAAAAGAGGAAACUUUUCCAAUUUCAAGAAGAUUUGAUUGAUAAACUAGUACUAAAUGCACAUCAGAAUGGCAAUACUGAAGAUAGCAUGAUCACAGAUGUAGCCUCUUUGAUAUAUUUUCAAAUAAGUAACCGCAACGACGACAACGACAACAGCAACAACAAACCAGCUCCCAAAAGGAAUAACUUACAAAAAUUAUGGGAUCUAAAGGAAUUGACCAGUGUGGUUGUUCCAAAUGAACUGGAUUCCAUACAAUUUAAUGACAUUUCCAACAAUGAAAUAAAAAAUCUACUAUACUUUAAAAAAAUAAUCGAGUCCAAACCAAAGGAUGAACUGUUAAAAUUUUUGAACUUGAAAAAUGCUGAAAGUUAA